This is a messenger RNA of Fimicolochytrium jonesii, 940 nucleotides long. RefSeq lists its product as uncharacterized. The transcript has 2 exons. The coding region runs from base 287 to 874 and encodes 195 amino acids. The record is from RefSeq and is a predicted model, not a curated record. Lineage: Eukaryota; Fungi; Chytridiomycota; Chytridiomycetes; Spizellomycetales; Powellomycetaceae.
GCGGGGAAAGCAGAGGGGAAAGGGAAAGGACCUGGCCGAGGUGGAAGCAGCAGCAGCACCACAACAUCACGACAACGAAAAAAGCAAGGGAAACAAAGUGCUUCUGCAAGUGGGAAUAGCACGAGUGGUGGUCAAGCAUGUGGGUCUGGGCUCAAGCGGGGAAGAAGCGGAACUGAGAGUCCAUCUGAUUAUCCACAGUCCGUUUUCCCACGCAGACGGUCUGGUGCCUUUUCAGAAAGCAGCCGACGCCAUCACCGUUUGAAGCGUCUCAAUUCUCGGCACCACAAUGACCGGUGGCAGUACCCCUCACCGCAGGCAAACUGGCGGCAGUAGCACCACCACCGGCAACUUGUUUUCAACGAAGCCUGACCCACCUGGCUUGCGCUCAGCACUUGCUUCACAUGACCCAAGGCAUCCACCAAAAGCCACCUCCAGCAGUAAAUUCCGUAGUCUCAAAAUCGGUCAGAAACGCCCAGCGUCUGAAGGGCCAGGUCCAACGCCACAAGCUAAACGGGUGCAAACCAGCACAACAGGGCAGCCUUCGACCGGGAGCCCGCUGCUACGAAAGACCUAUGUCCCCGUAAUUCCCACGCAAUCCACUCUUCCCGUAUCACAAUCCGCCGCCACCUCGCACAGCAGCCUCUCACCUGGGCCCACCGGUGUUUCAGCGGUUUCUACACCAGAGGCCACCAGCCUCCUACUCUCACUCAAUGUUACACCCGAACUUAUUCCAACUGCUCUCAAAUUCGCAACAACCUCGCACGCACAGCAACAGGUCUGGCUAUUUGCUGAAAUCCAGGAGUUGAAACAGCAAAUUCGAAUCGGUCAGAGAAUGUCGGUUGCAUCCUGGGAGCCAAACAGGGUAUGGGGCUGAGCGUUGUAUGGGAGUGAGCGUUGUCUAUCUAUUAAUACUCGCAGUGGUUAAACAUUUCAUAUUUUC